Osmerus eperlanus (European smelt) is the source of this 3204-nucleotide messenger RNA. The transcript is spliced from 13 exons. The record is from RefSeq and is a predicted model, not a curated record. The coding region runs from base 102 to 1160 and encodes 352 amino acids. Gene Ontology annotation, cellular component: plasma membrane. Gene Ontology annotation, biological process: cell surface receptor signaling pathway; adenylate cyclase-activating G protein-coupled receptor signaling pathway. NCBI's taxonomy places the organism in Eukaryota, Metazoa, Chordata, Actinopteri, Osmeriformes, Osmeridae. Gene Ontology annotation, molecular function: G protein-coupled receptor activity.
GAUGCGCACUGUAGAAUAUUGAUGUCAGCUCACGUGCGCUUCUGGACUAGACGCCAAACAUUGAUGGCCAAUUAGCUUGCUAGCUAGCUAGCAUAACAGAAAUGGGCAGUAAAGACGUACCAUUAACAAACAGCAGUAACUUUACACCUUGUGUAUUCUUCAAUACAGACUCUGAAGACUAUCGAUGUGUGGUGAUCCUUGCAGUAAAACGAGCUACGGGCACGUUCUCUCUGAUAGGAUGCUUCUUCAUGUUAUUUGUCAUCUGGCUGCUACGGCGUUAUCACUCUUUGGCCCAGAAAAUGAUUCUCAGUCUGACAAUAGCGGCCUUCUUUGACAGCAUAGCAUAUGUCAUGAGUGAGUCCCACCCUGAAGGCAGUUUAUGCAACUUCCAGGCUUGGUGGCUCACUUACUUUGACUGGAGUGCCUUGGCCUGGGUCUGCCUCAUCACCUUCAACCUCUACCUCAACCUGGUCAGGGAGAUGAGCACCAACAGAUUUGAGAUACUGUACCACGCGAUGGCAUGGGGGGUGCCACUGGUCAUGGCCACCCUGCCCCUCCUCAGGGGGUACUAUGGACCUGCUGGAGCCUGGUGCUGGAUCACAGACAGUCACGUCGCAUGGAGAUUUGGAAUAUGGUACGUGCCACUCUUCACCCUCAUCCUCCUCAUGAUCUGCUGCUACACCAGGAUCAUCUACGUGGCCAAUGAGAGGAUGCAGUCCUGGUUUGGAACAUUCAACCCAGAAAGGGAAAGGAGAAAGGUGUCCUUGGCUAAGGAGACAAAGCAUUUGAAGUGGUACCCUUCCGUGUAUCUUCUGGUAUCUCUGUUCCCCCUCAUCAACAGGCUCCACAAUGCGGUGUAUCCCCAGGAGCCGCUGUUCCCUCUGACUCUGCUUCACGUACUCUUUGCCCCCCUCCACGGCCUGGCCAAUGCCUUUGUCUUCGGUCUGGACAGAGACACCUGGAGCCUGCUCAGCCCCACAGGAAUACAGCUGGCGCUCCAGUCUCGUCUGUGUGACAGGACGAAUAUUAGGGAGUACCACCCGGGGCUGGUCCGGUACACCCAGACAGAGCUGGAAGACUUCAGCGAAGACGGCGAUGAUGAAGACGCCAAUGUGCUCUUCUUUUCUCCGGAUAUGACUCUAAAAGACAGAGGACCCUGAGCACCGAGGGAGGGGAGGAAAGAGAGGAAAUAGGGUCAAGAGAGAGAGAGAGGGGUGUGGGGGAGCAGACAAAGUGUAAGAAAUAGAGAUCCAGGGAGUGUGUUAAACAGAAGCAUGGGUUUCGGGCCAAGACAAGCAGGACAUGAGCUGCCAGCUUUUAUUAUGGUUCUAUCUAUCUGAUAUUGUAAAGCUACACAUAGGCACGCUCCUACACCCCACUCUCCCCCCAAAACUGCAGCUACCUGAAAUACUGCUUCCCUGCUUGGCAGUCUAUCUUUCAGUGUUAAAGAGGAAGGUCAAGAAAGCAGCGGUUGAUAAUGUAAAGAUAAUUCAAAAGCUUCCCACAUAUACUGGCUGCAUCUCAAAACUCUCAAGAAGCCAGCUCUCUCCUUUUCCCCCUUCCUUCCCUUCCCCGCUGCAUUCUGUACUAAAAAAACUGGGAUGUAAAAUGGGGGUUAACUGAACUGUAGCUCUGAAAAUGUAGCCCAGUAAAUGAGUGUGAAGCAUCACUGCCUAGAAGAGAGACAUCCUGAACUGAUGUUCUGUACACAGCAUGUGUGCUGAGCAAGGAGAGCAAGGGGAGACCGUUUACACCGACCCCUUUCAGCUGAGGAGAAAAAGUGGAGGGGGAAGAGAGGAAGAGUGGAGGUGACAAGGCAACUUCAGACGUGUCUGUGUCGAAAGGCAAAUAAGGUAUCUGAGCAGAGGUGUAGCCAGUAGUGGGUGAGGGGGUUAAAGAAUGGAAAUUAGAGUAGGAAGAUAGAGGAAACCAGAAGACGAAGAGAGCUAUUAGUGAGAAAGUUCCAGGAUUGCUUUGGCUCUUUGAAGUCUGGACUGUUGUCCCGUUAUAAAGUAUAACUGUUUUUGCUACAACUUUCUACAAGUGUCUUAUUUUCAUACCAUUUUUUAUACACGUAUUGCUUCCAUUUCACUGAAUUGUGUUUGUUUGUUUGACUAUUUAUGACAUGAAUAUUGUAUAUAUAUUUGUGUGUAUAUCCUAUAUUUAUUUUGUAUGCUGACUUUGUGACUGGAAUGAUAAUUUUUAGGACCCUAUGGGUGUAGUUCCUGCUGUUUGGAACACACAUACAUAUUGUAUUAACACUUUGGAUUAAAGUACCUGCAAAAGGAAGACAUUACACAAACCAAUCGGCCCCUUUUGAAAUAAUACUGUACAUAGUUUCUGACCAAUGCACUCACUCUCUUGAAACGAAGUUGUUGUCAAAUACAGCCCCACAAACUCACAUUGUAAACCACUUUUUAAGGUGUUGUUUGAAUACACUUCUUUAUAAGAGUUGGACAGAAGAGAACCUUUGGAGUCCUGUGCCAUUGGUGUUUCCUGCCUCCAAGAUUUUUGACAGAAUUUCAACGCUGGCUAGGAGACUACCAAUCAAGGAUGGAUUUUUGUUUGGUUACUUAAAACUUGCACCACGCUUACACUUGGACCUGGGAGUGGUGGAGCUGUUUGUGUCCCGGGACAACGUGCAAUGCCAUUUAUGGUUUUCUCUCUGUGCGUGGGAUGGGUCUCGGCUUCUCAUUAAGGGUUUGCUUAUCUGUUCAGCCACUCGUUGGUUAAACGCUUCCUGGCUGUCACGUACAGGUGAAAACCUCCUCAGAAAGCAUCAACGCCAAGGCAAUAACUGUUCAUGGGGCUGGAAGCUCUAUAGGCCUCCGUCUGAUCGACACCCCUACCAUUUUGUUUUUCUCAAAACAAGUUUACCCCUCGCUGACUAUGGCAAAGUGGUUAACAACGAUAAUAAUCUUAUAAAAUCCUCUUCAUUGACUUUCAAUUCAAAUUCACAUUCUUGAAGUUUGAAUGGAAAGUUUGUCAAACUUGUAAUGUUUAAACGGAACAGAAUAGACAGUGGCCUGCCUUGCCCUUUCAAAAGCUAUGCCUUUUAUAUCACCUCAAAUUUACUUUGUGGUGGUUCAUUCUACUAAUAACAAAAUACAAAAAACUGUGUGCUCCUCCCGGUCCCCAAUCACCUCCACUAUUCCCAGGUGAGGUCACCUAUGAAGCUCUCCUAUACCCAUACACCAUCCAGUG